UGUGUGACACCCGGGGGAUGUACCUGUUCCCAAGGUUCUCUGCAGGACUCUCCGGGCCAGGGGUGCGGAUUCCUGUGCUGCCCUCCCCCUGUGCUCCGGCUGUUUCGCAGCCACUCGCCUUCCUGCUGCUCCCUGUUCGGUGAACGUUCCCCCAGCUGCAGCCAGACCCUUGUGCAUCCGCACGCCCCAGUCAAUCUGUCCCACCACCGCGACCUUGGCUUGCCGGGGCGUGGCUGCUGCCAGCGACAUUCAGGGCAGGGGACACAAUGCUGGCAGCUGUCCCCGCAGCCAGCUGCAGGGGACAUUGCUCUGCUCAUAGCGCUGUGAGCCGUGGGGAUGGGGAGCGGGGUGGCCGGCGGGCCCCAGCCGGCUCCCACGAGAUUCUCCUCGCCCCACAGGUGGACUGCUACCACUCGGUGAAGGGCACCAUCUACAGCUACGGGGCCAUGACCCUCGAUGGGGACGAGUACACCCCCUUUCAGAGGUACAGCGGGAAGACAGUGCUCUUUGUCAACGUAGCCUCAUUCUGCGAACAGACCCUGCAGUACAAGGAACUGAAUGCACUACAAGAUGAGCUGAGAAACCAGGGGGUUGUGGUCCUUGGCUUCCCCUCCAACCAGUUUGGGAAUCUGGAACCUGGCAAGGACUCAGAAAUCCUCCCUACACUGAAGUACGUCCGGCCAGGAAAUGGCUUUGUUCCGAACUUCCAGCUCUUCCAGAAAAGGGAUGUGAAUGGGGCAAAGGAGCAGAAGAUCUUCACCUUUCUGAAGAAUGCCUGUCCACCAGUGGGGGAGGACUUUGGGAACCCAAACAAGCUCUUCUGGGAUCCUCUGAGGAACCAUGACAUUAAGUGGAACUUCGAGAAGUUCCUAGUGAGCCCUGAGGGCGUACCCAUCAUGCGCUGGCACCAUCGCACCAGCAUCCCUGAAGUGAAGAAUGACAUCGUGGAGUACCUGAGGAAAACACCAAGGAAGCCCUUUGUUAUAGCAGGGUCCCCUAUGAUGAAUGCAAACAAUAGGGAACAUCUGAACCAUGAGGAAGUGGAGAACCAUGGGGAACAACCUGAGGCUACGGCAGCAGAACCAUGAGGAACAGCAGGACCAGUAGAGCCUCAAGCUGGUGGCAUGAGGGCCAGCGUCCCUCCAGCUGCUUCCAUCCCAUUCCCUCCCCAGAUAUCCCACAGCAGCAGGAAUCAUGCACUGUCCCCUCCAUUGCUCCUGUCUCUCUCACUCCCCAGUCAGGAUGCUGGGCUGGGCAACCUCGUGGCAGAGACCUCAGCAAUUGCAGUGGGAUACUUCCAAUAUCCCCCUGUCCCACCUCCACCCCUGGUGGUGACAUCUCUUGGCCUCCAGCUCAACCCCCUCCACUCCACCAUCCUGGGCAGUGGGAGGAUGAAGGGGCCAGCAGUUCCUGGAGCAGGAGACCACUUCUCCAUGAAGGCUCAGCCCGAAAGCCCCCGCCUGGGGCGGGCCUGGCCUGACCGUGCCGAGC
Molecule: messenger RNA, 1491 nt
Organism: Cinclus cinclus
Lineage: Eukaryota; Metazoa; Chordata; Aves; Passeriformes; Cinclidae
Product: glutathione peroxidase 3-like
Exons: 4
Coding region: 267-1088 (273 amino acids)
Biological process (GO): response to oxidative stress
Molecular function (GO): glutathione peroxidase activity
Source: RefSeq, a predicted model, not a curated record